AUGAUCACGAUCACGAUGCUCAGUAUGGUGGUUGUCCAUGCAACGACCAACUUCAUCCGGACCCGUGCCGACCCGACCCUCUUCUACCUGCCGGCGAAGCACAACCCGGAGACGGAGAAGUGCUUGCAGGAGACCCGGGACACCAUCCAGCAGAAGGUCCGUCUUCUGCCCAAGCAUCUCGGCACCUCCACCCUCGUGGUGGAUGCUGAGGAGGCUGAAGAGGAAGAGGAGGGCCUGCAAGGCGAGGAGGAAGAGCCCGAGGAGGCCGAGGAGGAGACGAAGCUGCGUGCAGAGACGAACGGGGAGGAAAAACCGGCUCUUGCACCCCGCCGCCGUGCUGCUCUGACCCCGGCGAAAGCUGCGUGA
This is a messenger RNA of Symbiodinium sp. CCMP2592, 366 nucleotides long. Lineage: Eukaryota; Dinophyceae; Suessiales; Symbiodiniaceae. The record is from the annotation of a GenBank genome assembly.